Nerophis ophidion (straightnose pipefish) is the source of this 5195-nucleotide messenger RNA. RefSeq names its product transmembrane protein 236-like. The transcript has 4 exons. The record is from RefSeq and is a predicted model, not a curated record. Lineage: Eukaryota; Metazoa; Chordata; Actinopteri; Syngnathiformes; Syngnathidae. Bases 261 to 1409 code for a protein of 382 amino acids.
GAUAACCCUCCCAAUUUAUUUUUUACCUGUAGUCACUUUGGACUAAUUCAAAGUGUUGAAAGGUUUUUGUCUGUAGUGUUGCAGUUUGUCCACUAGAUGACGAUGUUUAAAUGCAUAUUUCAAGGGUUGUUAUUAUGUUGGCCUGAUUGUGACGUCACGCAGCUUUGUCAGCCAACACAAUGGCGAGUGCAGCGUAAGCGUGCGGCGUGGAACAUGCCAGCCGCACUCUCCACCCGGCCGGGCCUCAGCCUGGGCUCAGCAUGGGCUCGGGGGGAACCAUCAAGUUUGCCGUGUGCGAGGUGCUGCAGUUCGCCGGCCUGUGCGUGCCGCUCUUCAUCGUCAUGCAGAAGUUCGCCGUCAUCGUGGCCAUGGUCAAAAGGUCGGCGCGGCCCCCCGGCGGCGGCGGCGGCGACGACGACGUGGCCUACUGGCUGAUCGUCACCUCGUCCAUCGCCUACGUCAUGUCGACCGCCCUGCUGGUGUGGGCGCCGCUCAAGUACCUGCUGUUUGUCAAGCACAAGAUGCUCCUUGGCAGAAAGAAGUGGAGGCCCGUUGCCCUGGUCUACGUCAUCAUGUCCACCUUGCCCUGCUUCGCCUUCCUCAUCGCCAGCUCACAGGUUCAGAUCAAUAACGGUAUCAAACACGACACGUUCACAGAGCUCCCCGUGUCUCUAAUCCUCUUCUCUCUCAUCUGUAUCGACGUUGUGGAAAGAAUACGCCACUGCAGACUGACGGGCCAGGACCGUCCCUUGGAAAGAGACGCCGACAUUCCCUCUUCGAUCCUCACGCACGUGGAACAGAUCACGCCGGUCACUCCCUUGGUGCCCGGGCCGGCAGCGCCCGGACCAAAUGUGCCUCGCCAGGCCAUUGGCACGCCCCCUGUGACGGUGGGACCCGGCCAGCCGGGAGACCGAAGGCAGAACGGCGCAGCUCUCAGGCCAGAAACCAAUGGCACGGCCCCAGGGAUGUCUGUGAACGGCAGGAGAUUGUUGACUGUCCACGACUCGGAGGCCGCCCACACGGGCCCUUUGCGCUUCCUGUACGCUAGCGACGCCCGAGCCGACGUGUUUGUGGACAGUUUUCUUUUCUGGAUGGACACGGUGGAGAUGACGAGGGUAGCGACUCACCCGCUGGUCUUUUACUCAGCCUGGGUGUGUCCUAUUUACGUCUUGUGCUACCUUUCGUGCCUGCGCGUGGUGCUGGUGCCCCACAGCCCCUCACUAUCUUCUCUUGGUGUGGCCCUGCAAGACUUGCCCUUCCUCUUUGUACGCGUGGGCCUGAUGGUCUUCUUCGGACUGGUCACGCCACUCCUCUACCCCAUGAAGAACCUGCUGGUGUGCCUGGCCUUUGUCUAUUUUAACUUCAUGACCAAGCUAAGGGUGUUCAACACGCAGAGAAUGUUCUUAUGACACUUUCAUGCUAGUGAGCCAUUCUACUCAAUUAUGGCUGUAGAAAGUAGCGAUACUUCGAUACCAAGUUGAUACCAACAAGCAAAAAGUGCGUCGAUACCUGCUUUUUUUAGUAUCUUCAAUGCCACAUACACUUUUCCCUUGGUGCUUGUUAUCUUAAAAAAUUAUCGAGUAUUUCGAUAUAGUUGCUUCCGGGUUCGCCAUUGCUCAUAAACAAAUCAUAACAGAAGAAAGGAGUGAGGAAAAAAGAACUAAGGAUUCACACUGAAACCGUGAGGAACAUAAAUAGCACAGUUAAGGCGUGAAGAAGUUACAGUUAACACUACGACCGUAACGGCAAAACUAAGCCACAGGCGACGAGAAGUGUGAGUGGAGCCAGAGCAGAGUUGUACUCGACUGGAAGGGUGAACCAUCAGGAAAUCUACUGGCGCCGAGUGAAAGCACUGGAGAGCUUAAAGGCCCACUGAAAUGAGAUUUUCUUAUUCAAACGGGGAUAGCAGGUCCAUUCUGAGUGUCAUUAAUGAUCAUUUCGCGAUAUUGCCAUAUUUUUGCUGAAAGGAUUUAGUAGAGAACAUCGACGAUAAAGUUCCCAACUUUUGGUCGCUAAUAAAAAAGCCUUGCCUGUACCGGAAGUAGCAGACGAUAUGCGUGUGACGUCACGGGUUGUGGAGCUCCUCACAUCUGAAAACUGCUUACAAUCAUGGCCACCAGCAGCGAGAGCGAUUCGGACCGAGAAAGCGACUAUUUCCCCAUUAAUUUGAGCGAGGAUGAAAGAUUUGUGGAUGAGGAAAGAGAGAGUGAAGGACUAGAGAAAAAAAAAGACGAGGGCAGUGGGAGCGAUUCAGAUGUAAUUAGACACAUUUACUAGGAUAGUUCUGGAAAAUCCCUUAUCUGCUUAUUGUGUUUUAGUGAGAUUAUAUAGUCGUACCUGAAAGUCGGAGGGGUGUGGCCACGCGUGUGAUGACCGCCAGUGUCUUCGAUGGAAGCCACGCUUCUCGACGAGGCAAGGCAGCCGGGCUGAGAUUUUUUUUUUUUCCCCCCUCCUCCAUGGUGUAAGCAUCCGACAGUCGGGAGCGGCCGUAGAAAAGUCAGCAGCUGCAGGAGGCGAGGCACGAAGCAAGCUCUCCGCUUAUAACUACGGUAAGAGCCGACUUAAUACCACCAUUUUCUCACCGAAACCUGCCGGUUGACAUGUGGUAGGGAACCAUGUUCGCUUGACCGCUCUGUUCCAUAGUAAGCUUUCGGGAAUGUAAACAAGGAAACACCGACUGUGUAUCUGUUGCUAAAGGCAGCUGCAAUACACCGUUUCCCACCUACAUCUUUCUUCUUUGACGUCUCCAUUAUUAAUUGAACAAAUUGCAAAAGAUUCAGCAACACAGAUGUCCAGAAUACUGUGUAAUUAUGCAAUUAUAGCAGACGACUUGUAGCUGGGAUUGGUGCUGGAACAAAAUUUCCUCUACAAUCCGUGACGUCACGCGCACGCUUCAUCAUACCGCAACGUUUUCAACAGGAUAUUUUGCGUGAAAUUUAAAAUUGCAAUUUAGUAAACUAACCCGACGGUAUUGGCAUGUGUUGCAAUGUUAAUAUUUCAUCAUUGAUAUAUAAACUAUCAGACUGCGUGGUCGGUAGUAGUGGGUUUCAGUAGGCCUUUAAGUAGUCAGAAGGAAAUGAGUAUCAGGUGUGCGCGCUGGUUGUCACUGCAACAACACACCUCGUCCGUGCCUGGUUUGCCAGAGAAUAAGAUGUAGCACAAAUGGUCUUUGAUGCACUUUUUGGGGAAUUUGUCGCUAUAUUUAUCAAGUAGAGGUACAUUGUUUAAAAAUUUCGUCAUGUGUUUAUUCGCUAAAAAAAUCCAAGCGGGAACGUAAGUAGAGCAAAAUGAGAGCAGAGAUCCCCCAUUAAAUGCACAUCUUCAUAUUAAUAGCAAAUAAAAACACAAAGAUGUGUCUUUAAAUAUGUAUAGUCGCUUUUUUAUUAGCCUAUACAUAUUUUCCGGACUAUAGAGCGCACCAGUUUAUAAGUCGCUCGCACAAAAUUUUUAUUUAUUUUUUUAUUGUUUCUCCAUGUAUUGGCCUAUUAACGUUGUGAAAUGAGUUAUUUACACAUGUUUAUCUCGAUACUUCUUUUGUUUCCAACCGGUACCUGUAAUGCGGCAGUAAAACGGCUGAUCAAACAAAACAGAAGUAAUCGUCAUGGCCUCACAAGCUGCAGAAGCUAACUCUCCAUUCAGCUAAAAGGACAUUUUGGUGAAUUUACAGAGGAAUGUGUAAAACUGAAACAACACAAAAAGAAUGCCACUGUAAGUUAAUAAUACUAACAGACAUUUGGGAUCGUGCUAGAAUAUUAGUUAAUGCUAACGACGCUAACUAUAUUACAUUACGAUAGCAUGGACAAAUCUGGAUGAAAACACUCCUACAGACAUCACACAUGGGACGGCGUAGUAAGCAAGACUUGUUUUAGUUAUAUUGUAAAACUUACAAACGUUGCUUGGAGUGAUGAAUGAAGAAUCUACACGAGUAGGAACGCUAUGGACGACUCGAAAAUGGAACGGCACUUUUAUUUCCAGUUUAAAUCACUAAACAGAAAGAAAUACUUGAGACGUUCACUCCGCAGCACCUGCAGUGAGAAAACUCGUACAAAAGAUAGCGCCAUAGCACAAACAAUAACACAUUUUCAGUGUCACUGCUUGUGUUUAACGAAAACUAUUUGAACACAAAACUUUAUGGCUGUUAACGAAGAAAUAUUCAUUAAUUAGCUGCACCGCUUUAUAAGCCGCAGGAUGCAAAGCGUAGAAAAAAAGAAUUCCGUAAUUUACAGUACAUGACGUCCCAUUACGUGAGAACAAGACAAGGAAUUAAUCAGUGAUGCACUUUGUAGCUGUAUUUAGCGAGUAGAUGUAGAUGUUCCAAAGACAUGCACCUGGGGAUAGGUUGAUUGGCAAAACUAAAUUGGCCCUAGUGUGUGAAUGUGAGUGUGAAUGUUGUCUGUCUAUCUGUGUUGGCCCUGCGAUGAGGUGGCGACUUGUCCAGGGUGUACCCCGCCUUCCGCCCGAUUGUAGCUGAGAUAGGCGCCAGCGCCCCCCGCGACCCCGAAAGGGAAUAAGCGGUAGAAAAUGGAUGGAUGGAUGGAUGGAUGUAGAUGCUAAAUGUGAAAAAGGGGUUUAUAUUGUGUCAUGCAUUUAUUCUCUAAUCAAAUACAUGCGUUCACCAAAGUAUUCGCCCCGCGAGUGAGAUCGGACGUCCGCCACCACAAGCCUAGUAGGUGUGCAUUACUGCAGGUUGCAGGAAACCUCCAGAAGCCUGCAACCCAAACUUUAACACUUCUAUAGACGCCAGGAAAACACAACAAAAAACACUUUUCUGUCGUUUGAUAGAAAAGUGUAUUGUAGAAAUAAAAUAAAUCAGAAAUAAAAAUGCAGAACGAGGCGAGGCUGAAAUGUUGAUGCUAACAACAAGAACAAACCACAAAUAUUUGCUUUUAAUUAUGUUUUAGUCUUUUUAUUAGCCUAAUUCGUUGCAAAUGGCAUGAUGUCACACUACCACUUUAUUUGAAGACUUUAAAAACAUUGUUUGCUCCACACCACUGCUGUUCUUUUAAGAAUGUGAAAUAGUUGACUAUUGUUGUUCUUUAUGAUCAUAUUUAGCUUAGUUUUGAUAUACUGGGAGAUUCUACAACACUGCUGUUGCAGCUAAAACUGAUAUUUAAAUUCUGAUGUUGAAGCGCAGUGAUCUUAAAACAUUUGACACGUUGAAAGACCUUUUCAAUAAAGUAGUGAGUUUAAAAAGA